Molecule: messenger RNA, 1617 nt
Organism: Prorocentrum cordatum
Lineage: Eukaryota; Dinophyceae; Prorocentrales; Prorocentraceae
Source: the annotation of a GenBank genome assembly
AUGGACGCCCUCCUCGGCGUGGCGUUCGUGGCGCAGCUGCCCUCGCGGCAGGCCGAGGCCUCGCCGCGGCCCCCGCGCCCGCCGCGGCAGGAGCCCCCCGCCUGCCCGCACCGCGCCGCCGAGGCCGCGGACGCCUCGGGGCCCGGCGCCGCGCCCGGCCUGCCCGGGGCCGACGCCGCGGGGCUGCGGCCGGAGUCCAGCUCGCCGGACCUGCGGGCGGACACAGGGGAGUGCUUCGGGAUUCCGAACCUCAUCUUCGCCAAGCUGCUGCUUCCUGACGAGGAGCUCUGCAACCGCCCCUUCUAUUUGCAGCUCGACGCGGGCCGCCGCGAGACGAAGCUGGUGAGCCACGAGCCCCCGAACAGCCACCUGCACUUCGUGUCCUUCCCGUGCAACGUUACGGAGUUCAUCCUGCCUGGCACGCGGUACAACGGUCGCGACAAGGUCGAUUUUCGUGAGAAGGUGCAGAGGUUCAACAUCGUGCAUGUGCUGGACGCGCGUCGCACGAAGAGGCUCGACAAGCACACCAGCACCCUUUGGGAGGUGUCCGCCCACCUGUCCCGUGCCCUGGUCAGCGAGGAAGCGCGGGUAGGCUAUAUUUCCACAGAGAUCAAGCGCCUAGCGGAGUUGCACUUAGCUGGCGGGCAGGACGACAUGGGCGCCGCGCCGGACAGGAAGCGGCUCGGGCUGGACCGACUGUUGUCCGAUGCCUUCGACGGCGUGAGCAGGCACGGUUACAGGUCGCUGCGCGUGAACGGCUCGAUUCUGUGCAACGUCUGCCUCUUCCCGAAGGACGAGACUCCGGUGCCGCCCUCCCCGUGGCAGGCCCUGGUGCUGACGUGCCCGCGCGAGGAGCUGCGCCAGGAGCUCCCGCUCGACUCAGCGGACAUCGUCCGCGCGAUCAUCGAUGCGGCCUCUCCGAUCAAGAGCCUCGAGGAGCUGACGGUCGAGCUGGCGCUGCCGCUCAGCACGCUGCAGCGCCUCUCGCAGCACCUGGUGUACUGGAAGAAGGCCUGCGUCGUGGACGUGUUCAGGCCAGAGACGCGGGUCGCCGUGGUGCCAGGACGAGAGGCGAUGACGGACACCACGGUCUCGCAGCGAUUCUCCAGCUGGAGGAGGAAACAUCUCAAGGUGAAGGGCUUCGACCUUUUCGAGGUCACCUCCGCGUUCUCUGGCGGGCAGCCCCUCAGCACGGUGCAGAUGAGGCUGGGGCUGGGCGGGGGCGAGAUGACGAAGGUGUUGGAGUGGUUCGUGGCGGAGGGGAUGCUGGUGCAGCUGGGGGAGUAUUGCCACUUCGUCCCUGGUGGGGCCGACAAGGCGAGGCAUCGCCCACCGCCCUGGCCGCCGCUGGACCAGGCGCUGGCGGACGAGUUUCACCCGGCGCACCUGUCCAUGGACGAGCUGCAGCUGCUUCGGGCGCGCUCGGAGGACACAACGCAACUCCGCUUCUUCUGCAAUUUCGUCGUCAGGGUGGCCAGGGCGCACCGCCGCAUGGACACCUGGAGACUCGAUGAGCUCGUGCCCCGCGAGAAGGGCCGGGCACCGGAGGCCCAGAAGCGCACGGACCUCAUCACCGCCAACAGUGACAUCUUCGCAAAGUACGUGUGCCGGUGCUGA